AUACGAAAGACGACUGUAUUUAGCAAAACUCGGCAAAACUAUCAAUAAUAUCUCGAUCUGGGUUUUGCAAAGCUUUAUAGGGUUUAAGAGCUAUGGCUCUCUGAGCUUCAUUUGGAAAUCUUCAUUGUUCUUCGACGACUUUGUUUGACUACAGGCUUAGUCAGGAGCUGAUUUGGGAUUUGAGAUGGCGACAGAGCAGAGCGGAUUAGAAGAUCAGGAGAGCCAACCAAACCAAGUGGCUCCUGGUUUUGUAGGAGCAAUUGAAGAAAAAUACAAGAAACUCAAAGAUCACGCCGAAGCUUAUCCAUAUGUUUGGGGUUCUUAUACUGUUGUCUACGGUGGUCUUUUCCUUUGGACAGCUUAUAGAUGGAGGAAACUUAGGAGAACCGAGGAUCGAGUUCGUGGUCUUCAGACAAAACUUCGGAAACUCGUUGAAGAUGAACAAGCAGCAGUAACAGCUUCUAAAUCUGCUCAAUCAAUGGACAAGUCUUCUUCAAUAUCUGACAAGAAAACGUCUUAAUUAGUGAUUUACAUUCAAAACCAUUGUCUUUGUUAGACUUUUGACAAGGUUAGUUUCAUCCAACCGAAUCAAUAUUCCCGGGGUUUAUCUGUUUUGUCACAGUACUUGUGUUCUUUAUCCGCAUAAAAUUCAUGUACAUGAAUGAAGAAGAGAAAUUCCUUAUAUGUUGAAACGCUAAAAAGUCAUGUUAAGCGUUGUUGUUCCUGUAGACGGAGGCUUUACCAAGUCAAUGCCUUAAACCUUGAUUAUUUGUUUCCAUGUAUCGAUGCUAUAACAACUGAAUUAACAUUACCAGGUUUAACU
Messenger RNA from Arabidopsis lyrata subsp. lyrata, 823 nucleotides. RefSeq lists its product as uncharacterized. The transcript is spliced from 2 exons. The coding region runs from base 185 to 520 and encodes 111 amino acids. The record is from RefSeq and is a predicted model, not a curated record. NCBI's taxonomy places the organism in Eukaryota, Viridiplantae, Streptophyta, Magnoliopsida, Brassicales, Brassicaceae.